Aplosporella prunicola CBS 121167 is the source of this 738-nucleotide messenger RNA. RefSeq lists its product as uncharacterized. Bases 51 to 506 code for a protein of 151 amino acids. Gene Ontology annotation, cellular component: nucleolus; cytosolic small ribosomal subunit; ribosome. The transcript has 4 exons. Gene Ontology annotation, molecular function: structural constituent of ribosome; small ribosomal subunit rRNA binding. The record is from RefSeq and is a predicted model, not a curated record. NCBI's taxonomy places the organism in Eukaryota, Fungi, Ascomycota, Dothideomycetes, Botryosphaeriales, Aplosporellaceae. Gene Ontology annotation, biological process: translation.
AACCUCAGCUCGACAACCACGACAAACGACAACCACCGACAGUCGCAAAAAUGGGUCGCCUUCACAGCAAGGGAAAGGGCAUUUCGUCCUCCGCCAUCCCCUACUCGCGCACUCCCCCCGCGUGGCUCAAGACCACCCCCGAGCAGGUCGUUGACCAGAUCUGCAAGCUCGCGAAGAAGGGUGCCACCCCCUCCCAGAUCGGUGUUGUCCUCCGCGACUCCCACGGUGUUGCCCAGGUCAAGGUCGUCACUGGUAACAAGAUCCUUCGUAUCUUGAAGUCCAACGGCCUCGCUCCUGAGAUCCCCGAGGACCUCUACAUGCUUAUCAAGAAGGGCGUCCAGGUCCGCAAGCACCUCGAGCGCAACCGCAAGGACAAGGACUCCAAGUUCCGCCUGAUUCUCAUCGAGUCCCGUAUCCACCGUCUGUCCCGCUACUACAAGACCGUUGGUGCUCUGCCCCCCACCUGGAGGUACGAGUCCGCCACCGCCUCCACCCUCGUCGCUUAAGCGAGUUCCGUUGCUGCUGGUUUGGUGGAGUGGAGGAUGUGCUGUGUUGGACUUUAUGCAUAGACGAAAGGUCUACCGGCGUGAAAGGCUGCCUUAAAAGGCAUCGGUGGAAAAAGCGCUGUCAACAAGGUUCAUAUCGGAAUAUCAAUGGCAGUAAUCCUACGGGGUACAUGUCAAAUGGGAAUGAUUUCACGUUUCCUGUUUUGCUCUUUGCAGUGACCUGAUAUUGAGG